This is a messenger RNA of Camellia sinensis, 1446 nucleotides long. The record is from RefSeq and is a predicted model, not a curated record. NCBI's taxonomy places the organism in Eukaryota, Viridiplantae, Streptophyta, Magnoliopsida, Ericales, Theaceae.
AUGCAUGGCUUCACCAAUGAAGAAUCCAGCAAUGCGUCUCAUAUGGAAAUCCAUGAGACUAUAAAUGUGCAACAUGAAAUCCAUUUUGUUCCCUCACAACAACAUGAAAUAGCUCAAUUUUCAUCAAACAACAACCCACUUUCUAUUUCUUUCCCAACUCAGCACCUCCAAGAAAAUACACUUCCUAUUUCUUUACCAACUCAGCCCCCCCAAGAAUCACAGCCAGUGAGCUUUCUACAUGUGAUGCAAGACAUGUCGAGGCGAAGAAAUACUUCUCUUGGUGUGAACCUGACAAAUUCACCAUCGAAAAUACAAGUUCAUCGUUUGGCUAGGAGGAACACAACAUUAGUGUCACUACUCAUGCCAAUGCGACGAGUCGUCCCCCUUCUCAACAACAGGACCAACUCAACAUUUGGACCACAAGUCUCAACACAACACAUGAUGGAAACAAUCAACAACCAUGCAGUUAUCUCCCAAACAAGGCCUAUUCAAGUGAGAAAUAGAGUUAACAACAAUUUGACCAUUCCAUUGAUGCGUCAAUUGAAUGGGCCUAUGAGAGAGGUGAUUGACUUGGAGGAGCAAAACAAUCAAGGUAACAAUGCUCUUAUCUCUCAAACAAUGCCUAUUCAAGUGGGAAACAGUGUUGACAAUAAUUCAUUGAUGAGUCAAUUGCAUGAGGUUAUGAUAGAGGUUGUUAACUUGGGGACGCAAAACACCCAAAACAACAAUGCUCUUAUCUCCCAAACAAGGCCUAUUCAAAUGGGAAAUAGAGUUUACAACAAUUCAUUGAUGGGUCAUUUGAAUGGGCUUGUGAGAGAGGUUGUUAACUUGGAUACGCAAAACAGUCAAAACAACAAUGCCCUUAUCUCUCAAAAGAGGCAUAUUCAAAUGGGAAACAAAAUUAACAACAAUUCAUCGGGACAAUUGAAUGGGCCUAUGCGAGAGGUUAUUAACUUGGACAGGCAAAAAAGUCAAAACAACAAUGUUCUUAUCUCUCAAACAAGGCCUAUUCAAUUGGGAAACAAUGUUAACAACAAUUCGACAAUCUCAUUGAUAAGUCAAUUGAAUGGGCCUGUGAGAGAGGUGGUUAACUUAGAGAGGCAAAAUAAUCAAGACAACAAUGCUUUUUUCUCCCAAACAAGGCCUAUUCAUAGUAGAAACAGAGUUAACAACCAUUUGCCAAUCCCACUGAGCGGUCAAUUAAAUGGGCCUAUGAGAGAGGUGGGUAACUUGGAGAGGGGAAACAAUCAUCAAGGCAACAAUCAACACAACAAUGCACUUAUCUUCCAAACAAGGCUUAUUCAAGUGGGAAGCAGAGUGAACAAUGCAACAAUCCAAUUGAUGGGUCAAGUGAUUGAGCCUAUGAGAGGGGUGGUUAACUUGGAGAGGGAAAACAAUCAACACAACAAUGGUGAGAAUGAGUUAGAUUUAACUCUAAGGUUAUAA